CUUUUCUCUCAGUCGAACCUUCUGCCAGCUCGUUCCACCUGUAUCAGUUCCCCAACAUGGCCCGCUGGUGGAGCGAGUUCUUGAUCCUGUUGCUGUUCCUCAGGCCUCUCCUGGCCCUGGCCGGUGGCGAUGACGAAGGGGGCAACAGCACUGAGGGAAAUAAGCUGGAGGUUCAUCAGAGAUAUUUGUUGGUGUGGAACGCGCCCACCUCUGGACCUCGGAGUUCGCUGGUCGAGCUGGAGGAGGACAUUGAGUCCGUGGAGUGUACCAGCGAUGCUAAUUGUACAGCUGCUCUCUGUGGGCUGGACAUCGCUCUGAGUUACGACACUUCCUUACCUUCAAGGCCUUACUGUAAUUACUCUCCGGAAGAUAAGGAGCCACACCACCACCACCACCAUGGUGCGGGCCACUGCACCUGCGGCCCGGGCAAAUGCGUGUCAUAUAGUCGUGAUUUCUACAGUAACGGAGAACCAUUUUACUACUGCGGACCUUGCGGAUGGGUGGGAGCCCAGUGCUACAACACCACUUGCACUCACCCACUGGCUGAGUGCAAGGGAGGCUACUGUGAGUGUGUCAACAAUGGCAUCUUCUACGACCUCACCUUCUGUUACAUUCCCUUCUACGGGAAGCAGCUGGCGGUAGGGAUGCUGGUGACAACCUUUGUUAUUGUGCUCAUCUGUUGCGUCCUCGGCUACAGCUACCACAGGAUAAGCAACCGACGACAACGAAGGCUGCCUGAGAGCUGGUUCAGGAGGAGUGUGAGACGUCAGCCUCCGGCCAACGACACUCCUCCGACAUACGACGAUGUUGUUGACAAACUUCCCUCCUAUCAAGACGCCCUCCAGAUGAACACCAAGGAAAGCAGCGAUGUUGGACUCGUCAAUGUUGCUUUUGAGGCUGAGCUCUUCACGUCUCUCCCUUCCAAUGAAGAGAAAGUUUCAGCGGCGUUAUCCACCCCUACAUCCACCCCUUCAUCUACCUCUACAUCCACCCCGUCAUCUACCUCUACAUCUACCAAGUCACCAACCUCUACAUCGACUGCAAAAGUUCCAAGCGUUUCCACAACCAAAACCGUGCCCGUAUCUUCUACAACAACGCUGAUAUCCACAUCGAAACUCAUAUCCACGUCUAUAUCCACAUCUGAACCCACAUCCACCUGUACACCCUCGGCUACUUCUGAACCCACAUCCACCUGUACACCCUCGGCUACUUCUGAACCCACAUCCACAUCAACCAAUCACCAAAAAGUAAACAGAGAAUAGAGGCUACUGGUUGGGUGUAAGUGAACCUUGCACCCUACAUGGUACAACAUGGUACAUGGUAGCAUAGUUUGAGGGUUAUUUCAAGGUAUAAUGCAAUAAAAUAUGCGUUCAAUAUAACAACCAUGAUAUAAGAUGAUAGCAAUGAUUACAAUGAUAAAGGUGUAUGGCUUGGGUACAUAUAU
Procambarus clarkii (red swamp crayfish) is the source of this 1444-nucleotide messenger RNA. RefSeq lists its product as uncharacterized. NCBI's taxonomy places the organism in Eukaryota, Metazoa, Arthropoda, Malacostraca, Decapoda, Cambaridae. The record is from RefSeq and is a predicted model, not a curated record.